Molecule: messenger RNA, 783 nt
Organism: Uncinocarpus reesii 1704
Lineage: Eukaryota; Fungi; Ascomycota; Eurotiomycetes; Onygenales; Onygenaceae
Exons: 3
Coding region: 1-783 (260 amino acids)
Source: RefSeq, a predicted model, not a curated record
AUGUCUGAAAUCAAAGGGUUCGAGACCAUGUUCCGCCUCGAUGGCAAAGUUGCUUUGAUCACCGGAGGCUCCAGAGGACUUGGGUUGCAUACGGCAACGGCCUUUCUUCUCGCAGGGGCUCGAAAAGUGAUAAUCACUGCGCGAAAAGCAGAGGGCCCGCAGGGAAUCAACCAGGCAGUCGAGAAGCUAAACAAACUCCCCGGAGUAGCUGGCCAAGCCGUUGGCAUCCCCGCAAACGUUGCGAAAGUCGAGGAGAUUGAACGUCUCGUCACCGAGGUGAAAAAGACCGAGCCGAAAAUUGAUAUUCUGGUCGCCAAUGCGGGAGCGACCUGGGGUGGCCCGUUUGAACCGACUCCCGAUUGGAGCACGCAAAAGAUUCUCGAUCUGAAUGUCCGCGGCGUGUUCAAUUUGGUUAGAUUGAUGACACCGCUGUUGGAAGCAGCAGGCAGUGCGGCCGACCCGUCGAGAGUCAUCGUGGUCAGUUCGAUUGCUGGGACGCGAGUAAGCCAUGUCGGUGACAACGGCACGAUCAUGUACUCAGCAUCCAAAGCUGCAGCGCAUCAUUUGGCCCGAAAUUUGGCGGUUGAGCUAGGUCCAAGAAAUAUCACCACGAACACGGUUGCGCCAGGAUUCUUUCCGUCCAAGCUGGCGAAUGGGUUGAUUGAGAAUCUAGGCGGGGAGAGAACGCUGUCUUUGGAGGUUCCUCGAGGACGGCUAGGGCAGCCAGAAGACAUUGCCGGGGUUAUGGUCUUCCUGUGUUCUCCCGCUGGGAAUUAUAUGUAA